Messenger RNA from Podarcis raffonei (Aeolian wall lizard), 4911 nucleotides. Its product is annotated as zinc finger protein CKR1-like. The record is from RefSeq and is a predicted model, not a curated record. Gene Ontology annotation, cellular component: nucleus. Gene Ontology annotation, biological process: regulation of transcription by RNA polymerase II. The transcript has 3 exons. Gene Ontology annotation, molecular function: RNA polymerase II cis-regulatory region sequence-specific DNA binding; DNA-binding transcription activator activity, RNA polymerase II-specific. Lineage: Eukaryota; Metazoa; Chordata; Lepidosauria; Squamata; Lacertidae. The coding region runs from base 13 to 1701 and encodes 562 amino acids.
ACUCAUUCUGCCAUGGAGCCAUGGGUGUACCUGGACCCGCGACAAAGGGCACUAUAUCGAGAUGUCAUGCAGGAGAGCUACGAGACGCUGAUGUCUCUUGCUGCCUCCCUGAGAGGAGAGAGGCAGGCUGCUUCAAUGGAAGCAAGGAACACAGGGGCUGAGAUUCCGGUUUUCUUCUUCCCUGUUCUUCCUGCUGCAGACAAGCUGCUGAACAGUAACAACAAUGAAGAGGAGGAAGAGGAGGAGGACGAUGAAGAGGAGGAGGACGAAGGGCCCGAGGAGCUGCGGCCAGGCACGUCUCAAAGCACCCCCAGGCGAGUCAAGCCCGUGGUGCGCCGCGCACCGCCCAAGCAGCCACCGCCGCCGCCGCCACCUCCCCCCAAGAUCAUCCCGGUGGUGAAGAAGGACAAAGCGACUCAACGAGGGCAUGCGCUGAAGAAGAGCCUGGAAAGCCGCUGCUCGGACUGCACGAGGAGCCUGCAUGCGCCGCCCCGGGGCCGCCAGCGGAGCGAGGCCAACGCGGCGCGGGAGAAGCCCUUCCAGUGCUCGGACUGCGGCAAGAGCUUCAUCUGGAGCUCCCACCUAGAGCGCCACCGCCGGAUGCACACGGGCGAGAAGCCCUUCAAGUGCCUCAACUGCGGCGAGGCCUACAGCCAGAACUUCCACCUGCUGCAGCACCGCUGCUCGCAGCUGAUUGAGAAGCCCUUCAAGUGCCCCGAGUGCGGGAAGCGCUUUGCGCAGAGCUCGGCCCUGGAGAACCACCGCAAGGGCCACACGGCCGAGAAGCCCCACAAGUGCGCCGACUGCGGCAAGUGCUUCAUCUGGGCCUCCCACCUGGAGCGCCACCGGCGGGUCCACACGGGCGAGCGGCCCUUCAAGUGCCCCGAGUGCGGGGAGACCUACAGCCAGAGCGCCCACCUGGCCAAGCACCGGCGCAACCACAUGGGCGAGCGGCCCUACAACUGCCCGGCCUGCUGGCGCAGCUACGCGCUCAUCUCGGAGCUGGAGGAGCACAAGAAGACCCACCUGGGCUGCGAGGACUGCGGCAAGGUGUACCGCAGCCGCCAGACGCUGAUGCGCCACCAGAGGGGCCACCACCGCGAGCGCACGCACCUGUGCGAGGAGUGCGGCAAGGGCUUCGUGUGGGCCUCCCACCUGGAGCGCCACCGCCGCGUCCACACGGGCGAGCGGCCCUUCCCCUGCCCCACCUGCGGGGAGAAGUUUGCCCAGAAGGUCCACCUGCUUCAGCACAACAAGACGCACUCGCACGCGCGGCCCUACAAGUGCGGCGACUGCGACAAGCGCUUUGGCGACAGCUCGGCCUUCCUGGCGCACCAGCGGGGCCACGCCAUGGAGAAGAACCACAAGUGCCAGUACUGCGGGAAGAGCUUCGCCUGGAGCUCUCACCUGGAGCGGCACCAGCGCAUCCACACGGGUGAGAAGCCCUACAAGUGCCCCGACUGCCCGGAGCACUUCAGCCAGACCUCGCAGCUCUUCAAGCACCAGCGCAGCCACCUGGGCAAGAGGCCCUACAAGUGCAGCGAGUGCGGGAGGAGCUUCGGCACCACCCUGGAGGUCAUCAUCCACCAGCGGACCCACUUCGGGACCAAGCCCUACCGCUGCUCCAACUGUGGGAAGGGGUUCACGCGGCGAGCCAACCUGCUGAAGCACCAGCGGAGCCACGCGAAGGAGAGCCCCUAAAAUAAAAAAUGGAAGAGGGGGCGCGAGAGAAGCGGGGAAGGGGGGAGGGAGAGACGGGAGACGCGCGCCCUCUCCCUCGCGUUACCAAACGAGUCUAGAAUCCACUCAAGGAAGAGGAAUCCUUUUUGUACAUUCUGCUUAACGGGGGAAGCGACGGCGCAGCUCUCGCGGUGACCCCGGCGGAUCUGCACGUGGUUGAGGAAUUAUUUCUGGGGGUGGGGUGGGGUGGGAGAAAGAUAGCAGUGGAAAAGAAACACACGACUGCAGCAUAUAAGCAAAGAGAUUGUAGACACACACACCUCGAAAGCGGGAGGGGGGGGAAGCGGUUCUUGGAAAAGAAGGCCUAUUGAGGUGAAAACCUAGCAACCAUGUCCACUGGGGAGUUUUGAUCCUGAUUUAGAAUCCGUAUGGGUGUCUCGCUCACCUUUUUUGUUUUGACACUGUGUACGUAUAAAUAUAACCCAUGUUUUGGGAAACGAAAAGCUUUACUUGACUCUUCCUCGCCCUAUAUUGUCCCUGACUCCCUUCUCCCCGCCCCUCCAGCCCUGUUAGAAGAGCGCUGAUGGAUCAGGUUGGAGGCUUAUAUAGGACCCCGUGUCCUGUCUUCCUAGCGGCCGUUCAGAUGCCUAUGGUAAGCCAGCAAGCAGGACCCGGGUGCAGCAAUCACUUGUGAUUCCCAGCAACUAGAGGGUUUUUUUUUUGUGUUUUUGUUUGCCUCCGACAGUUGAGGGGGGAACAUUGCUCUCAUGGCUAGUAGCUGCUGCUAGCCUUAUCUUCCAUGAAUUUGUCUAAUCCUCUCUUAUAGCUGCCUCCCCCCUGGGUAACUUUGAACUCUGGAUAACAAAGCUUUAACAUGCUGAGGACUGACCUCCAGACCUUAGAUGCCUAACUGAGAAGGACUCAGACUUCACUAGAUGCUAGGGAAUCCACCUGGGUAGCGGGGAGGGCCAUGAAACUUUGGUAAGCCUCUUGAAUGUGGAGGAAAAGCUUUAUUGACUUAUUCAACACAAAUAAUCUAAACAUUUUUUGGGGGGGAAGUGGCGGGUAGGGGGAGCAUGAACUAUGCCUUGAGCAGCGCUCCCACCUGAGUCGCCGGUGCAUUGGAACCUAAAUGUCUGAGGGUCAGAUUGCAGCAUUUAGCUAGAGAAGCUCAAGUUGGUUUUCCUUGGAUCUCGGAAUCUCUCCUGCUCAGUUUCUGCUUUCCGAAGCUGCUGACAGCACUCUCCAGACCCAGGAAUCCCUGGAGGUUUCGUUUCCUGAGGACUAAAGGAAAAGCAGAGAGGAUGGAGACCCCAUUAGAUACUGGGAGCUGUGCUUGUGUGCCGCUAUUCAGCUAGAUGGUCCCCUUCUUUGAGCUCUUGCCUCUUGGGGUUCUUAAUAGUUUUGCCACAAAUGUGAAGCACGUGUGCGAAAUCUGCUGGCCAAGGUGUUGGUGAGAAAGCCCACCUCUUCAGUUUAGGGAAGAGGAUACAACAUAAGUGUGCAACUUACUGAGGGGAAGAAAACAGACACUCAAGGAUGGUUCAGCUUUGGGCCUGGAAGCGUCUUGGGGUAGUGUAUUGUUGAUGGAUAAGAUUCAGAAUAGGAGUUCAAAGGCUCAUGGUCUCUUUAUUUUUAUUUUUUGGAAGGGGCAGGGGGUAGCUGGCUGUAGGCAUCAGCCUGUCUUAAAUCAUAAAAUCCAGAUUUCUAGUAGGGUGGAUCUUGGGUCCAGAAAGCCCAACAAAUAGGCAUCUUGUAGUUUUCCUAUCCUGGCUUGGCAGUAGGAUUGAUGUACACACACACACAUACAUGCAGUGAUAAAGAAGUUGAGCCUUUGGGUGGUGCGAUGGAUGCAUGAGAAACUAAAGAAGCAGAAUUUAUAAUCUGGAAAAGAGGCAGAGGAGGAAUGUGGAGCUGUCAAUGGGAGAAAAGGAAAAUGUUACCUUGCCAUGCAAGGUUAACGCCUCAGAACUUACUACCGUAAGACGUCAUGGCUCCACCUGCACCUUACAUUUAAAGCAGCCAUUUUAUUUUUUAGUGUUCAUAUUUUCCUGAAAACGUUUCAAUUAUAAAGAAAGCGAUGCAAAGGAAAAAUAAUAAUUAAGACACUGCUUUAAGCAGUUGUGGCUUCCCCUCAAAGAAUCCUUGGGGUUGGUAGUUUGUUCAGGGUGCUGUGGGUUGUGAGGAAGACUCGCCUAUUCCCCUCACAGAAACUACAAUUCCCUAGAGGGGUUUAGCGAUCUAACCCUCUUCCCUGGGAACUCCGGGAAUUGUAGCUCUCUGAGAAGAGAGGGCUUUCCUAACAACUUCCAGUGCCCUUAACAAACUAAGGGCACAACGAAUCUUUUUGUGGGAGGGCAUGACUGUUUAAAGUGGUAUGAUGCGACCUUAAACAUAUGUAGUGCAGAUGAGGCCCUAGACAGGAUUUGGGGAGAACUGAGAGCGAAAAGGCCUUGCCUCUCUGCUGUGGCAUGGGCAUCUUGCUGGCGAGGACAGGCGAGCUGUUACUACUGACUGAGAACAACGCAUCUUUGCUCCAGGGAGGGGCGACUGUAGAUUUUGGCCACCUGCCAUGGGUACUUUGCUUGAGCUUCCUGUGCUGCAGCGGGUUGAGCUAAAUGACCCUCAGGGGUCUUUUCCGGCUCUACAAUUCUGUGGCAACCUCUCCUGCCACCUACCUCGGAAUCUUGCUCGGGAGGACGGACUGAAAAAGAGCCCCAUUUCCUGCACCCCAUCCUAAUUCGGCCACGUUGUGACGGAGAGGCCUGCGAAGGAACGGAAAGCCUUGCUCGUCACGGGAGGCCUUCGCGCUGCAACAAGAGACACACAGACACACCCCAAAGAGGCUUGGCUCCACAACGCCCUCUUAACCAUGCAAAUGGGUGGACGGAUGAGGCCUGGACUCUGGAUUUCCCUCUGUUUCUGCCUCCGGCUUAACCUCUCCCUUGUCUUACGGGCGUGUACUCCCCCCCCCCAUUGCUCUGCCCCUUCUUCCAAGCUUUAUUUACUUUAUUGCAUUUGGGGCGGGGGGCAAGGGGAGUCUGUUUGCCUCAAUGUACUUCUGUUUAUUUUUCUCCCCCCCCUUUUUUUUGUUCUCAUCCAAAGCAAGCGUCUCUUUUAUGUUUUAGGGUCCUGUCCCCUCGACUGACUUAUUAAAAGGGGGAGUUUCUAAGCUCUGACUUCUUUGUUGUUGGUUAGGAGUAAUAAAGAUUGAAAACGUAGCUCACGCAA